Dermacentor silvarum is the source of this 1505-nucleotide messenger RNA. RefSeq lists its product as uncharacterized. The coding region runs from base 138 to 785 and encodes 215 amino acids. The transcript has a single exon. Lineage: Eukaryota; Metazoa; Arthropoda; Arachnida; Ixodida; Ixodidae. The record is from RefSeq and is a predicted model, not a curated record.
GCGAGCGCCGCAAGCGAGCCGCCGCGCGUCGUCGGCUUCCCUGUCGGGGCGCUGGCUAAGCCUAACCAAGCUUUCAGCCGGCGCCGCGAUGCGAUACGCUGCGCGACGGAGUUGAGCGAAACGCACCGCGCGGAGGCAUGCCUCGGGGCAAACCCAGGGGUCGCCGCGAGACCGGCGACGUGGUGAAAUGGCAAAUCAUCGAGCUCUGGGAGGCGGGCGUCAAGAACAAGAGCGAGAUCGCGCGCCGACUCCACCUGUCGUGGACGGCCGUCAACCUCUGGGUGCAACGCUGGGAGAGCGAGGGCCACCUGAACGUACGGCCCCGCUCGGGCCGGCCGCGCACCACUUCGGGCGACGACGAAACCACCGUGAACACGUACACGGCCUUCUACGGCGCCGGUGGAGCGCUGCCCAAGCCUGCCGUUCAGGUCAAGCUCGAGCGGCCGGACCAGCGGCUCUCGGAGCACCACCACCGCCCGCCCCCGUCGUUCGCGGCUGCUGCUAGCGUCGCUGCCGCCGCGACCAGUGGCUGCGGCGACAGCGACCCGUCGGCGGCGAACGGCCCCUUGCCGCUGCUUCCGUUGCGUCAACUUUCCGACCCCACUUGCUUCGCGAACCACGAGAGCGCCUUCAAAAGGAGCUUUGAGAACGGCGGCGACCCCCACCACCCGGCCGAACGGCACGAGGAAGUGGUCGGUCUCGACCCGCCGCCGCCGCAAAGACUCAGCCUCGCUACUCAGACGGACGGCAGCAGCACGACGCCGCCCUCUGAAGCGGUCGGAUAGCCGAUGACGAUCGCCCGUGAUGGACUGAAGCUCCUUUAUUUAUUGUAGAGACUACUCCGCACCCCAUCCAGGGGUGGGACAGAUUUCGAUGAUGACGCGCGCGUCACCACGCUUGUGUUUACGGCGGCGCGCCCCCCCGGAAGCGCCUGAAUUUUCUUUAAUGAACUGAACGUACCCGGACAUAAGUGCAUGUGCAUCACUUUAGACCGUGCCCUAGACAUUCCAAAGCGCGAAAAAAAGAAAACGGCGCUUGCUUCUGGUCGUGUCAAAUGCCCGUGAUAUAGUAUUGCGUAUACGAAUCUAUAGUGUAAAUAAUGCGAGGAUGGGGUGAAACACUUUAUACAGCUCCGUGAUUUUAUUGCACUUUCCAUCGUUAGCGGCAGCUAAUCGUUUAGACAACGUUCUUGUCGUUAGUUACUGUUUUUUUUUUUUCUUUUUUUUUUUUUUUUUUUUUAGAUUUAUGUGCUGCACGCUUCUCAAACUUUUAUCUGCAGUACUUUUAGCCUGCCGCUGUUUGUCGUAGAACAGUGAGCGUGAUUUUACCCUUCCCCUGGUCUCGUCGUAGUCAGUAGAUACCCGGUGAUUUUAAUAUAUUUAUGCAGCAGUGUGGAAUAAAUGUGAUCUCGCUGCUCCGUUGAUUUGUGUCAUGAAGAAAUCGAUGCAAUCAAUGCUGACCAUGCCAUGGACGCAUUGUAAUAAAACGAGAUGGAGCAGCAAAAA